Messenger RNA from Mycetomoellerius zeteki, 4729 nucleotides. RefSeq names its product amyloid beta A4 precursor protein-binding family B member 1-interacting protein. Lineage: Eukaryota; Metazoa; Arthropoda; Insecta; Hymenoptera; Formicidae. The transcript has 10 exons. The record is from RefSeq and is a predicted model, not a curated record. The coding region runs from base 401 to 3814 and encodes 1137 amino acids. Gene Ontology annotation, biological process: signal transduction.
UCCCCGGCGAGCCACACUGUGCGGAGCACGUGCGAACCGCGAGGCCGAGAGAAGUGCACUAUCGAUCGCGUCUCUCUCUCGGCUGUAAUCUCGAGAAGCGUGUCCUUCUCGUUAGCACGAUAUUCAGCCGGACGGCAGGAGGAAUCCUGACAUUUCGCAAAUGUCAACCGCAGCCAUUGGCGUAACUUCCGCGUAAUCGGAGCGUGAUGAACGAUAAGAGAUCAACUCGUGCUUUUCGUGCUGAAACCAUACUCCGUUCCCUCUCUUCUGCGACGAAUCGAAAGUGACAAACGCGUUGAAAGCGAUGCUUCGAGACACGUGAUUCUAAGGACCGAUCAAAAGCUAGAUAGACUCGACGUCUUCGGUUCCAGGGAUUCCAAGAAAGCAAGGAAAUCUCGUCAUGGAUUGGAUGAGGAGACAGGACGUCAAGGAGGAGCCGCAGGAAGCUCCUAACACCUUGACACCGGAAGACGACGAUGAGUAUUGCUUCGAGGAAGACACAUCGAUAGACGAGGGAAUGGGUCUUGACAAUGUGAGCUCGGCAACUCUCAGGCCCUUUAACUCGGACAUCAACACACCGAGGAUCGACAGCUACAGGUUCUCCAUGGCGAAUCUCGAAGAUUCCCAGGAUGUCGACCUGGAUGCGAUCCUCGGUGAAUUGUGCGCCUUGGAGCGACGUUGCGACGGGGACAUCGCCGCUACUCCCGCACCAGAUUCACAAAGGCCAGGACGACCCACCAGCGCAAGAAUCAACCCAGGCGACAACACUGACAUCAAAAAUGAAGGAGGUAUGCGCACUGAUAGUCCUGAUAAUGACAGUGCGUUCUCAGACACGGUGUCCAUGUUGUCCAGCGAAAGUUCGGCGAGUAGUAGUGGUUCCGGACAUAAGCCACCUCAGACCGCCAUGCACACAGCUCCUCAGCAGCAAUCGCACCAGUUUGUCGAUACUGCGAGCAAAGCGAAGGCAGAGAAAAUCCGCCUGGCGCUGGAGAAGAUGCGCGAAGCGAGCGUACAGAAGCUCUUCAUCAAAGCGUUUACGCUGGACGGCAGCGGUAAAAGCCUCUUGGUCGACGAAGGGAUGAGCGUCGCGCAUGUGUGUAGGUUGCUCGCAGACAAAAACCAUGUUCCAAUGGAUCCGAAGUGGGCCGUGGUCGAACACUUGCCCGAUCUGUUCAUGGAGAGGGUUUACGAGGAUCACGAAUUAUUAGUGGAAAAUCUUCUACUAUGGACCAGGGAUUCCAAAAAUAAGUUGCUUUUCGUCGAAAGACCGGAUAAAACACAGCUAUUCCUCACACCCGAGCGAUUCCUUCUCGGUCCCACAGAUCGCGGCGGUGGCGAGUAUGACGACCACUCGAGAAAUAUUCUAUUAGAGGAGUUCUUCUCAAGCAGCAACGUCGGCGUACCCGAGGUCGAGGGUCCGCUGUACUUGAAAUCGGACAGCAAGAAGGGUUGGAAGAGGUAUCACUUCAUUUUACGAGCCUCCGGUCUUUAUUACUGGCCGAAGGAAAAGGCGCGCACCGCUCGAGACCUCGUCUGUCUGGCAACCUUCGACGUUAAUCAGGUUUAUUACGGCGUUGGCUGGCGAAAGAAAUACAAAGCGCCUACCGACUUUUGCUUCGCCGUAAAGCAUCCACGACUGCAACAGCCCAAAUCCACCAAGUACAUUAAAUUCCUCUGCGCGGAAGAUAAUGCAUCUUUGGAGCGAUGGAUGGUUGGCAUUCGCGUGGCGAAAUACGGCAGGCAGCUAAUGGAAAAUUAUCGGGCGCUCGUGGACGAGCUGGCACAGGAGGAUUUGGACUUACUGGCACACGCCAGAUCGUGCUCGGUCAGUUCAAUUGCUGCACCGCCAAAUCAGACCCAGUAUAAUACGACAAAUGACAACGCCAGACAGUUUGCGGAGAACGUAAGGCACAGCAACGAAACGACAGUUGCUACGACGCGGCAAUACGACGGUCAAAGACAGAGUUAUAAUUCGGAACAACGGCAGAGCUACAACAACGAAGGCAGGCUGAGCAGAGCGAGCAGUUCUAGCUCCAGUGGAUGUUUGUCUGACGGGGCACCGAGUAGUUGUGAGGUGGCCUUCGAAUGCGGUGAAUUUCCAACCGGUACGAUAAAGCGGAAGCCGUCUAUGAAUCCGAAAUUGCCUCUUACAUCAAUUACGAGGCAAUUGAAGGAGGUCGGCGAAACUGUUCGAGAUGAACCAGACUCCUGUCCAAGCCCGACAAGUUCGGGAUCCGGUACGCUGACUAGAAGGCACAGUCGUCGACGAAGUGGCACUGAUUCCGACGGGUCCGGAACAUUGAAAAGACAUCAUAGAUCUGGAAAUGCGACACCAGUCAGCCCAGUACCUCCUGGCACGCCAGUGAGAGAGAGAGCGAGUCCUAUGGGAUACAGCAGAUCGGAGAGUCAGGAAUCGAAAACGCCGACGAGUCCGAUACAAACGUGCAUGAUGGAUUCGAUUACCUCGCUGCCACCGCCACCAUCGCCGUCGAGAGUUGCCGAAGAAGUUGAGUCCGAUAGCGAACCACUUCCGCCACCACCUCCCGAAAUGUUCCGAUCGAAUCUCUCGCUGGACUCUCUGCCACCGCCGCCAGCGCCCGGUGAACUUCCGGUUUGCAACACGCCGGAGCUUACGGGUUCCUCGUUGAGUCUCGCGUCUCUACCGCCACCGCCCAGUCCGCUUGUCGGCGAAACCGGAACGAUACGUCGCGCUAGACCCAAACAGUCCACCCCUACGAACUCUGUGACUCCCGAGAGCACACCCACGCAUAAUCCUAACCCCAGGUCACAAGCCAAUCAGAUGUACACAAAUAGUAUCGCGUUAAACAGCAACUCAGUCCAGAAUUACAAUUCGAACGCGUCCCCGAAUGCUCAUGCGAACAACACCGCCAAUUCCGUAUCCUCUCCGCACAGUUCCUAUCCAGAAUCGACGGCAAGUACGCCGACCUACACCCCAAACUCGCCUAAUUUCACAACGCCACCACCCUUCGUACCACCGCCGGCUUAUGGUGCUCAACCGCCACUUACCAAUUCCCAGAGUCUCGGUCGGCAAAAUUCCAAGGUUGAAUCGAUAUAUCAGACCGGUCAUCAUAACACGAUCCAGCCGAUUAGGCCAAAUCCCAACAUGGAUACCGUCCGACGCAGUGCUAUGAAACAAGGAACUGGUCAUUACGCAGCACCACCUUAUCUGGCCGAAUUAAAGGCCGCCUCCAGUCCACAGCCGCAACGACGAGUGACUAUCCAAGAACCACCGACGUCGCCCAAGUCGAAGACCGGAACCGGCAAGAAGAUCUCAUUCAAUCUGCCACCCCAACAGGAACCCGGCAGUCCCGCAUUGCCGCAACGGAAGCCGACGCCGCCUAGAAGAUCCGACAGCACCAGGCUUACGUCACCGAAGAAGCUGGCAGCGUCUGAUCAGGCGCCGCCGGGCGAUUUCCUCAAAGAUCUCCAGAGAGUGAUGAGAAAGAAGUGGCAAGUUGCUCAGAAGUGCAAGUUAGAUUCAACGACGACACCGCACGAGGUACUCGGUUUUCGAGAUCCACCGCCUGCCGUGGCCGACUACAGGGAGACCAACGUGUCCAAUUGGGUACAGGAACAUUAUGGCGCGGAUAAUCUGUAUGAGAAUGUAUACGCGACAGAUCCCCACGGACCGGUCGAAUACGCGUCCAGCCCGGCCAGACAGACGGUGAGGUUCGCAGAUGAAAAUCGCAGCAUGAACAUUGUUAAUGCAAUCGCCGGCAAAAGACGGCCGCCACCACCACCGCCCAAGAGGGCCGAAACCACGCAUCUUACCACCACCAGGGCGAUGCACUGACAAUAGCAGAUAAUCCAGCCCCAUCCUGAUAGGCGAUGGUAUUGCUGUCUUUGCGGCUGGUGGAAGGAGUGAGAACGAAGGCGGGAGACGGCUUCGUCAAUGCAACGUUUAGUCAUUGUUUCGGGAUGCCAGAUACAUCGAAUUCAUCGUUCUAAUUUGCUAGAAUCUUCAAUGGAAGAAAAAACUUUGGAAGAUAUGCUUCUUCAGGAAAAAAUAAACUGUAUGGUUUCGUUGCCGGACUCUGUGCUGGAUUUCGAGAGUCGAAUGAGAAAUCGAGAGAGAAGAAAUUGUUUGGACACGUGGCACGUUAAAAAGAGAAUAUUCGUUAAUUCAAUUCUAAACGGUUCUGUAGAAUUGAAUUGACAUAAUUUAUCUAUAUGGAUAUCAAUGAGAAAGAAUCGCUCAAAUUAUCAACAAUGAAAUUACGAAAAAUUAGAGAUUAUCAUGACAAAUUACAAGUGCAAGAGAAUGAAUGUCGAUGAACCGUCCUUACCAGAAGUUCUCCUUGACCCGCGUAAAGCAACUGCCGCUUGGAGCUGAACCAGAAGAUGAAUGAUGCUCUUUUGAAUCGAGCAACGAACUGAACUGAAUUCGAGCCCGCGACAGAGAUUCGAUGGCGUUAUGGCCGAUCAAUACAUAUGGAACACUGCCGCACAUACGAAGGAUGUGAUAUAAAUCUUAAGCAUUACGCCCAUGUUUUCGCGAUCUAAAGAUUGCAUGAGGAAGAAGAGGAGACGAUAAGAAGCAACGCGACAAAACACACGAUUUUUUUAGGCAAGACGUAGAGACUAACUGACGAUUUUAUGCAGAAUAAAGAGUUCUGUUUGUACGCAAAUUUUAUAACCGCUAACUGCCUCGUCUGCGAUUUUCUCAAAUAUACUUGGAUGUGAUAUAAAAUAAAAAUAUAUAUAUAUA